UUCUAGUGCAAUUAUUGGUGUUACAAUAAUCAUUGUAAUGGAGAAUGCGUCUUGGCUCGUCAUUGCAAAGGUUCUUCAACUUUAUUUAUGGUACUACCUAUGUUGUUACGUUAAUGAGCAAAUGAGUAAAGAAGUGGAACAAGCAGAGAUACUUAUCAUGAAAUAUUUGAUUAAUUUUAAAUGCGAUCAAUCUAGAAGAAAUCUGAUGUCAACUUUCAAGCAGCUGGUAUCGACGAAUCGCAUACAGUUUACAGCCUGCAAUUUGUUUCGUCUCAACUACGCCAACAUACUGCGGACCAUUGUCAGCGUUAUUACUUACAGCAUCAUACUCAAUCAAUUGUUUUGGAGCGGAGAAAACAAUUGAAAAUUAUUCCCUUUCACAUUCAUAGUUUUUAGGUUAUGGACUAAUA
Molecule: messenger RNA, 410 nt
Organism: Papilio xuthus (Asian swallowtail)
Lineage: Eukaryota; Metazoa; Arthropoda; Insecta; Lepidoptera; Papilionidae
Exons: 3
Coding region: 38-364 (108 amino acids)
Biological process (GO): sensory perception of taste
Cellular component (GO): membrane
Source: RefSeq, a predicted model, not a curated record